Molecule: messenger RNA, 1370 nt
Organism: Cololabis saira (Pacific saury)
Lineage: Eukaryota; Metazoa; Chordata; Actinopteri; Beloniformes; Belonidae
Gene: cep19
Product: centrosomal protein 19
Exons: 2
Coding region: 132-611 (159 amino acids)
Biological process (GO): trans-Golgi to periciliary membrane compartment transport; microtubule anchoring at centrosome
Cellular component (GO): centrosome; ciliary basal body; centriole
Source: RefSeq, a predicted model, not a curated record
UUGAGCCGUCUAUGGUUCAGCUCCUCAGCCCUCCCUAUUCUGGUAGUUUAUUUAUACUAGAGUAACCUGUGUACAUGUGAACUUCAAGUAGAGGUCUGAUUAAAUCGGGUCUGCAGCGUUUUACAAAGAAGAUGCGAUACGAGGCAAAGCGUUGCGGUGUCAACUUCAGCCCCCCAUCCAUAGUCGUGAUCUAUGUGCACACGGAAACCAAUAAGAUGAGAAAAAGAAUAAUACCUGUACGGGACUUUUCACAAUAUUCUGACUGCAGUAACGCUGCUGAGACGCUGAAGAACCACCCAAAUCACAGGGACUACCUGGAGGGAGUGUCCCAGGGACAGCUGCAGAAACUUCACUUCAUCCUGCGAGAUCACAUUAAAGGCUUCACCCUGGAGCACAGCCUCUCCUCAUUCUGCCUGCACCCUGAGGAAGACCUAAAUAAACUGGAUGAUGAAGGACUGACUCGCAAGAAGAGCCAAAUGGACGGACAAUUCGAGAAGAAUCGGAAGAGUAGGGAUGAUCCAAACUUUAUUUAUGACCUGGAGGUGGAUUUCCCCAAGAACACCCAAGAACAAAAGUGCAGUUGGGAUGAAGAGUCUGAUGAUGGAUUUUGAAACAAUUUUUUUUACCAAUCUCCAACAAUGUAAUCUUCAAGCCUACUGUAUAGUAACAGGAAGGUUUCACGCAGCUGAAGUCGACAACAAAGUUCAAGGUUAAUCUGAACAGUAAUGCUGGAAACACCUGACCCUGAGUAACUUCAUCAAGGACACAACCUGGCAAGAACUGGCACCACUCAGGAUAAACGAGAAUUUAACAUGACAUGAAAAAACCUGUCCAAUAUUUGUGAACUGCUCAUCCUUUCAAAAUAUAGGUUCCACUUUAAACUACAAUGAAAGAAAUAAUGCAUUAUUAAUAGUGAAAUUUUAUUUGUUAAAAAAUACUGAUUUUUUACAAAAUACAUAGACUUUGGGUUUCAUAAUUGUGGCUUCAACCUAAAUGACUGAUAUUCACAGUCAAAUAGUAAGAACUAAAAUUCUAUCAAAUCAGUGUACACCAGUAAUUAAACAAUACAACAUAUCUUUGGAACAACUUAUAUGUAUAAAAUGUUGUAUUAUGCAAAUUAAAAAAGUUACAUAUAUAUUUAUUAUUUUUCUUCACAUGUAGACAUACAUAUUUCAAUAUAUGAUCUGAAAUGAAAUACCAAUGUUUCCCCUGUGAUUAUACAGGUAUGGGUUGGGGGCAUGCUUAGGUCACAAGCUAUAAAACUAGCAGGAAACACAAGAUUUUUUUAUGGCCUAUUUUUAAAUACGAUCUUAAAGCUUAGCCUGCAGUAUCAAACGUCAGGGGAACAAUUCCAUUCAAAGUGCUUCAAU